This is a messenger RNA of Ambispora leptoticha, 258 nucleotides long. The record is from the annotation of a GenBank genome assembly. Lineage: Eukaryota; Fungi; Glomeromycota; Glomeromycetes; Archaeosporales; Ambisporaceae.
AUGCUCUCCAGAAACUUCGUACUAUUUCAGCUUUCUUUAAUCUUAACAAUAUUAAUAUGUAAUAAUUUUGUUGCAACCUCAUUACCAAUUAAAAGAAGUCCUAUCUCACUAGAUAAACGGGAAAGGUGUGUGUGGUGGCCUUGCUACAGCAGCGGCAGCGUUACAGGAGACAUAAACGGAGACGGAGACCAUUACGGAAUUGGAUACACAAACCCUGGUGGUUCCUCUUCUAUUGGCUCAAUUUCUUCUUCCGCCUAA